Molecule: messenger RNA, 1236 nt
Organism: Scaptodrosophila lebanonensis
Lineage: Eukaryota; Metazoa; Arthropoda; Insecta; Diptera; Drosophilidae
Product: homeobox protein Hox-C4
Exons: 4
Coding region: 1-1236 (411 amino acids)
Biological process (GO): neuron differentiation; regulation of DNA-templated transcription; central nervous system development
Molecular function (GO): DNA-binding transcription factor activity, RNA polymerase II-specific; DNA binding
Source: RefSeq, a predicted model, not a curated record
AUGUUGCAGAAUCCUUCGAAAUAUCACGCAAAUCCUUUGUCACACUUUCUGGCAUUGCAUAACACACAACAGGCCAACCACAACAGCAACAACAACAGCAAUAGCAGUAGCAGCAGCAACAACAUCAACAACACCACACACGGCCAUGUUCAUGUGGGAGCUGGAGUUGGAGUUGGGGGCGUGGCAUUGGCAGCUGCAGCCGCAGCAGCUGCAGCAGUUACUGCAGCGGGUCAAAGUUCAUAUCAACAACAACAAGAAGCCAGUGGGACAUCGCAUGCGCAUCUCAUUGAGGCACAUACCACCCUCGAUGUCGGCAAGUCAUUCACAAUAGCCGCCAUUUUGGGUCUGCAGCAGAGUGCGAUUGAGAAUCAACGCAAGGAGUAUAAUAAUGCCAUUAAUUUGUCGCUCAGCGCGGGUGUGGGGGCGGGCGAUGUCAUUGACCAGGACAACAACAACAGCAAGUGCUACAGCAACAACAACAACAGCAGCAGUUACAGCAAUAAUAGCAGCAGCAGCAACAACAACAACAACAGCCAAAGUGUAAAUAACUUUAAUUGUGAACAUGUUGCCGCCGCUCAUCAUCAUUUACAUUCGCAGCAACAACAGCAGCACCAACAACAACAGCGCGCCAAUUUCGCGGCUGCCGCCGCUGUCGCUGCUGCCGCCGCCGUCGCCACUGCACCCUCCGCUCUCCAAAGUCUCCAGCAACUGCAUCAACACCAUGCCCAGCAAGCAACGCUCAGCUUCCAGCGCGAGAAACUUAAAUCGGAAUCCCACAAGAAAAGCGCGCUGAAGAAUAAACGAGUUCGGACAAUUUUCACACCCGAGCAGCUUGAACGCCUGGAGGCGGAAUUCGAGCGUCAACAGUAUAUGGUGGGACCGGAGAGACUAUAUCUGGCACACACUCUCCAACUCACAGAGGCGCAGGUGAAAGUGUGGUUUCAAAAUCGACGCAUCAAAUGGCGAAAGCAUCAUCUGGAAUUGACGCAACAACGUUUGGCCCUCAUACGACAAAGUCAAUUGCCCAGCACAGCGGCGGGAACCAAUUUGGAACUGCCCAUAGCCUCCGCAGCCGCCUCAAAUACAGGGAAUCUUACGCUAUCCUCCCCCAGCCUGGAGGAUAAUGAGGAUAGCAAGCAUUCGCUCCCAAUGCGAGCUGCUUCCGAAUCCGAUUUGUCAAUAUGCAAUGACUCGGUGGACGGGGACAGCUUGAUGGAUGGAAGCGAGGAGGCUUAA